CAACAUUAGAUUUUAAUUUUUGAUUACAUACAACCUGGCGUCAACUAUCCUCCAGCUUGUCACUCUCUCUCUCUCCUUCCCUUCACCUUCUUUCUUCUCUCCUCUAUAUAUACUCUCUUUUCUCCCUUUUUUCUUCACAAUUACUAAUUCAUUUCUAGAAUCAUUAAAUUCAUUUCUCUAAAUUCAAGAAAUUAAAUAAAUUUAAGGAAAAAGAUUAAACUAAUGGGUAUAUGUAGUUCUUGCGAAUCGACGGCAGUUGUAACGGCCAAAGUUGUAUUACCAGAUGGAAGACUAGAGGAAUAUUCUUACCCAGUAAAAGUUUCUUAUCUUCUAUCUAAAGAUCCCAAUGUUUUUAUUUGUAAUUCCGAUGAGAUGGAUUUUGACGGCGUCGUUUCAGCUAUUCGAGAUGAUGAUGAGCUUGAACUUGGAUCUCUUUAUUUUGCUUUGCCUAAGUCUAAACUUAGCCGACCACUUCAAGCCGAAGAAAUGGCGGCUCUGGCAGUUAAAGCUAAUUCGGCUUUGUUGAAAAGCCGGUCCGGAGAUAAAUGUGGAUGCCGAAAACGUCAUGGGUUUUUUGGCGGGGAUGGGGAGGAGAAAUAUACUGCUAAGGUGGCGGAUGUGGGGUCCGCUGCUGGACGACGAAUGAGAAGUAUUGGGAAUGGGAAUGGGAAUCGGAAUCGCAGUAGACGGAAUGGGAAUGGAGCACAGAAAUUGUUUAUUGCUAAUUUAACUGCAAUUCCUGAGUAAAUUGGGAGUAAUGGUAGUUUUUGUGAAUAUAUAAGAUUGUAAAUUAGAUUUAGAUAAGAUGAGAUUUUUUAGUGGUUUUGUUAAAUGGGUUUUUUUUCCCACAAUUUUGUUCAUUACUUGGAAUAAUUACAAGGACUGAUAUUACUCAAUAUUAUCAUCUCGAUUUAAUUC
This is a messenger RNA of Amaranthus tricolor (Joseph's coat), 918 nucleotides long. RefSeq lists its product as uncharacterized. NCBI's taxonomy places the organism in Eukaryota, Viridiplantae, Streptophyta, Magnoliopsida, Caryophyllales, Amaranthaceae. The record is from RefSeq and is a predicted model, not a curated record. The coding region runs from base 223 to 747 and encodes 174 amino acids. The transcript has a single exon.